Varanus komodoensis (Komodo dragon) is the source of this 750-nucleotide messenger RNA. RefSeq names its product transmembrane protein 244-like. The record is from RefSeq and is a predicted model, not a curated record. The transcript is spliced from 5 exons. NCBI's taxonomy places the organism in Eukaryota, Metazoa, Chordata, Lepidosauria, Squamata, Varanidae. The coding region runs from base 24 to 668 and encodes 214 amino acids.
GCCUAGGGGUCCUAACUGUCAGGAUGUACUUAAUGGGCACCUCCAGCCCAUCUCCCCUUCACUCUUUUUGCCAGCUACCACGGUACCAAGUUUUCUGGAAACAAUGGCCAGCGCUCAUCCCUGAGGUCAUCAUUCUUCAUACAUUGCUGGGUCUCCUCAUUUUCUACACAGUGUAUUACAUGACCGGGAGCAUUUGCUAUGGAGCGUUCAGGAUCAAUUCCUUUGGCAUGCUGAUCCCUUUUGGAUUUAAAACAGAGCCAUCUUUCUCAAAUUCCAGCUAUCUGGCAAAUGUACUUGCCAUGGAGAUCACCUUUUUCAUUAGUGGCCUCCUCUUUGCCCUGCUGUUGAGAUGGUGGAUCUGGGAUUACGCCAUCACCGUCACCUUGGCCCAUGUCCUGCUGACCUGUGCAGUGAUGAAAGAAUUUCCUCUGGUUUGGCAAUGGUGGUUGGCACUUGGUAAGUUUUUCUUUUUUUCGGCAAGGUCAGCAAAAACAAAAUCACUCUUAUUAAGAAGAGUGGCACGAUUACUGGAAUAUUCCACGUCAUCCCAAUUUGCAUCACUGGAAACUCACAGUCCAGGCUACUGGUACAGGAAGGACACUUGCGGGGCCUACCACUUCUCUUCAUUUUCUGGAGAGAGCCUGAAGUGUUUGUUGCAACCCCUCUGAUUUGGCCUCUUGAUGCCGCCAUGAAGCAAGCCAAAGAGCGAUCGCUUUGUGAUAAUUUGUUGUUGUUAGUCGAGAAGUCGUG